Myodes glareolus (Bank vole) is the source of this 1702-nucleotide messenger RNA. RefSeq names its product collectin subfamily member 11 (gene Colec11). NCBI's taxonomy places the organism in Eukaryota, Metazoa, Chordata, Mammalia, Rodentia, Cricetidae. The record is from RefSeq and is a predicted model, not a curated record.
AGGCAGGAAGCUCUUACAGAUAAGGCUGCAGCCUCCAGCAGAGGCGCUGGGCUGUCUGACAGCCCAGGCACGGGUUCCCUCUGAGUUGGACUGCAGCUGUCUCUGUAAAUAAGCAGCCAUGAGGCUCUUUGAAGCAGUAUCUCUGCUAGCCGGGAACCGUCAGGACAGCACCUUCGCCUAGUGUGCAUCCAGGUAGGAGAUGCUGCUCCAGGAUACCAGGCCAGGAUUGGACAGGUGUCGAGGAGUCAGUGUCCUGCCCGCGCUCAUGAUGACGAGGGACCUGGCUCUUGCAGGCAUGCUGAUUAGCCUGGCUUUCCUGUCACUGCUGCCAUCUGGAUGUUCUCAGCAGACCACAGAGGAUGCCUGCUCUGUGCAGAUUCUGGUUCCCGGCCUCAAAGGGGAUGCAGGAGAAAAGGGAGACAAAGGAGCCCCAGGACGGCCAGGAAGAGUCGGCCCCACGGGAGAAAAAGGAGACAUGGGAGACAAAGGACAGAAGGGCACUGUGGGCCGCCACGGCAAAAUUGGUCCCAUUGGCGCUAAAGGUGAAAAAGGAGACUCUGGUGACAUCGGACCUCCUGGUCCCAGUGGAGAACCUGGCAUUCCAUGUGAGUGCAGCCAGCUGCGGAAGGCUAUUGGGGAGAUGGACAACCAGGUCACUCAACUGACAACCGAGCUGAAAUUCAUAAAAAAUGCACUGCCCUCCCCUGCAGUUGUUGCCGGCGUGCGUGAGACCGAGAGCAAGAUCUACCUGCUGGUGAAGGAGGAGAAGCGGUAUGCAGAUGCCCAGCUGUCCUGCCAAGUCCGGGGAGGCACACUGAGCAUGCCCAAGGACGAGGCAGCCAAUGGCCUUAUGGCUUCCUACCUGGCACAGGCUGGCCUGGCCCGCGUCUUCAUAGGCAUCAACGACCUGGAGAGAGAAGGCGCCUUCGUGUACUCGGACCGCUCCCCCAUGCAGACUUUCAACAAGUGGCGCAGUGGAGAGCCCAACAAUGCCUAUGACGAGGAGGACUGUGUAGAGAUGGUGGCCUCCGGGGGCUGGAAUGAUGUCGCCUGCCAUAUCACCAUGUACUUCAUGUGCGAGUUUGACAAGGAGAACUUGUGAGUGCUGGCAGGCUGUAGCUCAGGGGGGGACAGCCGUCUGAACCUCAUCUUUUAUAGACACUCAGCCUUCCAGACACCAGUGGCUAUAAGCUACCCCUGAGCAUCCAUCACCGUGUCUGUCAGUUUCUUUCCACAUGGAAAUUCAGAGCCUCAUCGACCAAAGGGCUGUUUGAACCAUAGAAGGAGGGAACCUUAGUUUCCCAGUACUGUUCUGAAUAGGUGACGUUUACCCCCUGUGUCCAAGCCAAGACACCACCUAGAAGGAUGCGGUGAAGCUCUUGUCACAGUCUAGCCACAAAGCAUUGUAAAGGUUUCAGCGGUCGUGUGCAAACUGGCCAUGGGGGCAGGAGUUGCUACCACCUCUUAAACUACACAAAAGGCACCAUUUGGUGGCGACCGAUGUUUCUAUAAGUUACUCUAACACCUAGGUUCCUUUCACUAUUAUCCGUGUACGAAAGGCACCAUUUGGUGGCGACCAACGUUUCUGUAGGUUACGCUAACACCUAGGUUCCUUUCACUAUUAUCCACGUAAGAACACUGCAGCUCUGCUCCAAACCCAUACUCCAGGAACACAAAUAAAUCCUCUGAAUUUUGCUAUGCA